Molecule: messenger RNA, 6890 nt
Organism: Labrus mixtus (cuckoo wrasse)
Lineage: Eukaryota; Metazoa; Chordata; Actinopteri; Labriformes; Labridae
Gene: atp10d
Product: ATPase phospholipid transporting 10D
Exons: 23
Coding region: 216-4343 (1375 amino acids)
Biological process (GO): phospholipid translocation
Cellular component (GO): plasma membrane
Molecular function (GO): ATP binding; ATP hydrolysis activity; magnesium ion binding
Source: RefSeq, a predicted model, not a curated record
AACAACCCCAGCCGCAGCAGCAGGUCUACAGAGGCUUGUGUUUCACAUCCUGCUUUUUGUUUCAAGCUGGUUGUUUGUGAGGUCUUCUGACAAACAGAGAUGUGUUGACACAACAGGCAGCCGACGGAGAGAGAACACCAGGAUGAGGACUUUGUGAAAGUCCGCUGUGGAGCACAGAGGGAGCAGGAAAGGGGGGGGCCGGUCACUCUGCAUAGAUGGAGCGGCUCCACUGGGUGCAGCAUCGCUGUCGGCAGCUCCUGGCGGGAGACCCGGGCCGAGGCUGGUACUCUACCUCUGAUGGUCUGCCCAGCAAGAGCUUCCUGGACACCCACAGCUCGCCACAGAGAGUCGGCGGGAAGCGGAGAACGGUGUUUGCCCGCCAUGGACCCCGCCAACAGGAGUACGAAGCCGUGUCCAAAAACUACAAGGGCAACGCCAUCAGAACUACGAAGUACAGCUUGUUGACAUUCAUCCCCAUGAACCUGUUCCAGCAGUUCCACAGGGCUGCCAACCUCUACUUCUUGUUUCUGGCGUUGCUCAACUGGGUGCCGGUCGUUGAAGCCUUCCAGAAGGAGAUCACCAUGAUUCCUCUGCUGGUGGUUCUCACGGUUAUCGCCAUCAAAGACGCCCUGGAAGACUACAGGCGCUACCUGUUCGACAAGAAGGUCAACAACAAUGUAGUGCGAGUUUUCUGCAGUAAGCAAAAGGCGUACAUUCAGCGAUGCUGGAAGGAUGUUCAUGUGGGCGACUUUGUCCGUCUGUCCUCCAAUGAAAUCAUCCCGGCUGACAUGCUGCUGCUGUACUCCUCCGACCCACGAGGGGUUUGUUACAUCGAGACCUCCAACCUGGACGGAGAGACCAACCUGAAACAGAGACAGGUGGUGUCAGACCUCCCUCUCCAGGGAGCAGACUUGACUCUUGAGAACUUCAAAAGUCGAAUCGAGUGUGAGAAUCCAAACAAUGACCUCAACAGGUUCAGAGGUUACAUGGAGCACCCCAGUGGGGUUCGUGUGGGCCUCCACAACAGCAACCUGCUGCUGAGGAGCUGCACCAUCCGCAACACAGAGACGGUGGUGGGCAUCGUGGUCUACGCUGGUCAUGAGACUAAAGCCAUGAUGAACAACAGCGGGCCGCGCUACAAACGCAGCCAGCUGGAGAAGCGUCUGAACACAGACAUCCUGUGGUGCGUGCUGCUGCUCGUGGUCAUGUGUCUGACUGCUGCUGUGGGUCAUGGUCUGUGGCUGCAGAACCUCAAAGAUCCGAUCUUUCAGGUCGAUGGACAGACGUCUCCGGCUCUGGCCGGGUUCUACGUCUUCUGGACCAUGAUCAUUGUGCUGCAGGUGCUGAUCCCCAUCUCUCUGUACGUGUCCAUUGAGAUCGUUAAACUGGGUCAGAUCUACUUCAUCCACAACGACCUGGCUCUGUACAACGAGCAGCUGGACUCCAGGAUCCAGUGCCGGGCCCUGAACAUCACGGAGGACCUGGGUCGGAUCCAGUACCUGUUCUCUGAUAAGACGGGAACUCUGACGGAGAACAAGAUGGUGUUCCGCCGCUGCAGCAUCUACGGGGUCGAAUACCCUCAUGAGGAGAACGCUCGGAGGCUGGAGGUGUACGAGAUGGAGAAGAACGAGGCGGCCGGUCACUCUGUGACACUGAAGUCUGGCUGCAGCGGGAAAUCUCUGAGCUGUCGCUCUCUGAGCUGUAACCGCAGCUCCGUGUCUCUGCACACGCUCACCAACGAGGUGGACGAGGAGGAAGACCAACUGACCAACGACUUCCAGUGCAGAACCAGCGCCUUCUGCAGCCGCGUGGCGAGGGAGGUGGUACCGGACCCUGAGCUGGUGAAGAAGCUGAACUGGCUCUGCUCUCCUGUGCUGUCUCUGAGGGACGGCUCCUCGGGGACUCCAUCCAGCCUGGAGCUCACCUACAUCACAGACUUCUUCCUAGCUCUGGCCAUGUGUAACAGCGUGGUGGUGUCCUCGCCCAGCCAGCCUCGACAUAUGGUUCCUGAAGCACGAACGCCUCUGAAGUCUCUGGAGGAAAUCAAGCUGAUGUUCCAGCGCUUCAGCUUCUCUCCUUUCUCCACCCUCUCCACCUUCUCCCCUCCACAGAUCAGAGGCAGCCCCCACAGCUUCACCAGCAGGCUUUUCACCCGCGGGAAGAACGGCUCCUUCACCCUCCCUGCGACCCCCGAGAGCGCCGCAGAGAGCCCGGAAACAGGCCCAGAAAAGCAACAGGAGACCUCCAACCUGUGGACUGACCUGGAUCUAUCCUCCGGGGUCGACAGAGAAGACGCCGCACAGGUGGAGGAGAGAGGGGAUGACAUCACUAGCCCUGAUGGGAGGGACCCGAGCCGAGACGUGGACUCUGAUGACGAGCUGCUGUACGAGGCGGAGAGUCCAGACGAGGCGGCUCUGGUUCACGCGGCGCAGGCGUACUGCUGCACCCUGAGGGGCCGCUCUGCAGAGAACCUGCUCGUGGAUCUGCCAGGAAUCGGCUCUCUGGCGGUCCAGCUGCUCCACAUCCUGCCGUUUGACGCCAACAGGAAGAGGAUGUCAGUGGUGAUCCGCCACCCGCUCACAGGACAGGUGGUGGUCUACACAAAGGGGGCGGACUCGGUCAUCAUGGACCUGACGGAGAUGCCCAAAGGUGCAGAGCGGGCUCAGGAAAUCUACGGUCACAUCAGAGAACAAACCCAGAAACACUUAGACAGCUAUGCCCGAGACGGCCUGCGCACGCUCUGCAUCGCUAAGAAGGUUCUGGAGGAGGAGGAGUACGAGGUGUGGCUGAAGAGACAGCUGCUGGCAGAGAGCAGCAUCGAGAACAGAGAGGAGCUGCUGCUGGAGUCGGCUCAGAGGCUGGAGACUGACCUCACGCUGUUGGGUACCACGGGGAUUCUGGACCGACUGCAGGAGGAGGUCCCGGAGACCAUCGAGGCUCUUCAGAGGGCGGGGAUCAAAGUCUGGGUCCUCACAGGGGACAAGAAGGAGACGGCCAUCAACAUCGCCUACGCCUGCAAACUCCUCCGUCCCAACGACCAGCUGCUGACCGCCAGCUGUGGAAGCAAGGAUGCGUGUGCGGCUCUACUACAGGAGCUCAGACUGGAAGUGCAGCGCGGUGAAGUCGGCUCGACUGAAGCGGCAGAAGCCGGGAAUCAUGAGAGAUCCUCGUCGGACAGCGGGACCGGUUUCGUCCUGGUUACAGACGGCCGUACGCUGGACUGGGCCCUGCAGGAGGAGCUGAAGAGCGAGUUCGUGGAGCUGAGCUGCAGGUGUAAGGCGGUGAUCUGCUGCAGGUCCACGCCGCUGCAGAAGAGCCAGGUGGUCCAGCUGGUCCGCGACCAGCUGGGCGUCAUGACCCUGGCUGUGGGAGAUGGAGCGAAUGAUGUGAGCAUGAUCCAGGUGGCUGACGUGGGCAUCGGGAUAUCUGGUCAGGAGGGGAUGCAGGCUGUGAUGUCCAGCGACUUUGCCAUCUCCAGAUUCAAACACCUCGGUAAGCUGCUGCUGGUCCACGGCCGCUGGUGUUACUCUCGUCUGGCAAACAUGAUCCUCUACUUCAUCUACAAGAAUGUGAUGUAUGUGAACCUGCUGUUCUGGUAUCAGUUCUUCUGCGGCUUCUCUGGGAGUGUCAUGACAAACUCGUGGGUGCUCAUCUUCUUCAACCUGCUCUUCACCUCCGUUCCGCCCAUCAUCUACGGCGUCCUGGACAGAGACACACCUGCCGACACUCUGAUGGAGCUGCCCGAGCUCUACCAGGACACACAGUCCUCCAAGGUUUAUGUUCCCUCCAAGUUCUGGAUCACAGUCCUGGAUGCUUUUUAUCAAAGCCUUGUCUGCUUCUUCGUGCCUUAUUUUGUCUUUGCAGGAUCAGACGUGGGGGAUCUGACCUUAGGGUCUCCGAUCAACGCCUCGGCGCUCCUCAUCGUCCUGCUGCACCAAGUCAUCGAGAGUCACACUCUGACGUGGAUCCACGUGCUGGUGCUGGUGUUCAGUGCUGGGUUCUACUUUGGCUUCGUGCUGUUCUUCAGUUUGAUCUGUGUGACCUGCAGCCCCCCCACCAACCCUCUGGGGGUGGAGACACUCAUGAUGUCCCAGCCUCAUUUCUACAUCGUGUGUGCUCUCACUACUGUGACGGCUCUGUUACCCAGGCUGUUGUUUCGAGUUCUACACAACACCUUCCACUCCUCUGCCGCUCUGAAAUCAACUCAGACAGACAAAGUGGAUUCAGAGAAGUACCGCAGGAGGAUGCAGCGGUGGAACAGGAAACACCCCCCGGCCAAAAGAGUGCCGGUAUGUGUGGAUAACCCCGACCUGGAGCCAAAUGCAGCCUCGGUUGUUUCAUGACCUCCACCAACACACACACACACAGACUCACAAACAGAGCUGCGUCCCUGCUGGUCUCGUCCCUAUGAUGUGAUAUUUAUUUCCUCUGCUGAAGCACUGAUCGUUUUACUACAAGAACUCUGUGUGAGUCCGAUCUGCUUUAAUGAAGAACACGUUUUAAACCUCACUCAGCCUGCAUGCGAACAGAAGCUGUCAAACACAACCGUCAUUGCCAUUAUUCAGAGUCACACUGUUGUGACAGAGGUUAUAAAAUCAUCCGCUUAUUCAACUUGUUGCAUGAAUGAAAGAGAGCGGCAUCUACCGGCCUUCAGUUUGUUCUUUCUUGAACAUUGUGAACCAACGAGACUCGAUGUAGAAUGAAAUCUGUUGAUUCACAAUCAAAGCUUCAUCCACACUGUAGGUUAAAGUGACCUAAAAAGCACUAAAAAGGUAACUGCAAAAAUCUGAACCUUGGUUCUUCUGCUCCCUGGGUUAGGGGUUAGGGUUAUCAUCGUUCCCUUUUCUUUUUGCCAAAUAGACUCCUGCAUGUACACUAGUUCAUGUUCAUUACUUUAUUAUCAGAAUUCCACAGGUGUAAUAUAAUGAUGUUCUUAAACGGCAGGGACAGAUAACUGAAUCUCACCUCUGACUUUAAAUUGAGUGUUAAAGCUUUAAAUAUUUAUUUUUUUACAACAUUAACAUAUUAUCACAUUUACAAAGAUAAUCUAUAAAAAAAAUAAUGCACCACAUGCCAAGCCAAUGAUAAGUAAUGUUUGCACUUCCUGUCUCCUAUGAAGAGCUUUUAUCUUUCCCCCGGAAAAACAAUGAAUUCAUUAAAGGUCCCAUAUUAUUCAAAAUACACUUCACCAUGUUUUUCUUAACACUAACAUUUGUCCCUAGUCUGUCUACAAACCCCCCAAUGAUGAGAAAAGUCCAUCCUCUCCGUCUUUUCCCUGCUCCACUGUUCAGAAAAUGUGUGCUCAAACAGGACGUUUGGAGAUUUUCCCUUCAUGACAUCACAAAGGGCAGUAGCCCCUCCCCCAGGUGGGUGACACUCCCACAGCUAGGUGUUUGUUCUGCCCCGAGUCUGACUUUUCACCAUAAACAAUUGGACAUAGAGCGAGAAAGCCCGAGACAUCCAAGCCCUUCCAGAGAGGGGGGCGUGGUCAGACACCACUCAUUUACAUAUUUAAAGGUACAGACACAGAAAUAGCCUGUUCUGAGCAGGGCUGAAAUAGAGGGGUUUAUAGACAUGAUCAAAUACAGGAUCAGAGUGGAUUUAGAACAAGAAACUUCACACACAUGUUUUGGGGAGCUCUGAGAUUUAUUUAAACUAGUUUAAAAGGAUAAUAUUAUAUUAUAAUAUGUGACCUUUAAACUGACAGAGAUUCCCCUGAAGCCUAAACUUAACACAACAUUUCUUUCAGUUUGUGCAUUCCUGAGAGAGAUGUCUCUGAUACAGGAAUUAUAAAGAAAAUGUUGAAUACCAUAACAUUGUCAGAAAUUUCAGAUGAUACGCAGCUUGUGAAAACUGUUCCAAUAUUUACCUUAAUAACUACUGGAGCAAGAAUCUGCACAAUGUGUUCCCACAAUCAUGUUUUCCAUCAGAGUGAAAAGAUGAAGAACCUGCUGCUUGUCUCUUAAAGGGGCGGGUCAUGAGAUAGUGGCUCUGCUGGCACGCUCCGGGGACUGACUGCAGUGCUCACUGUGGAAACAGGAGCAUUGACUAGAGUGGCAGUGAACAGCAGCGUAGAGCGCGAGGAUGACGAGUAUGUGGAAAUUGGCAGUUAGAUUUUAAAAAUGCUGCUCGACUGAAUGCAAAAAAACAAAGCUUACAGUGUGGAUGAAGCCAAACAGGUUUCCAUGAAGCAGAGAGGGCUUUUUCUCCCAACACAAAAGAAGUUCUUUAACACUUAUUUGCACAUGAUCAGUAAUUAAUAAUCUGAAUAUUUAUAAAGAGCCACAGCAGUACCUGUAGCUCUGCUGAGUCAGGAUCAUCCUGGUCUCAUUAGCUCCAUGUUUCCACUGUUCAUGAGCCUUUAUCACUGACAUGUUUUUAAUGUGUGAUUCAAAUUGUGUGAUGAUGCUCGCUGUGUUUACAGUCCUCUGAGCUGAGGACAGCGUAUGAACACAGAACUGAAACAGCCGCCUGUUUUUGUUUACCUGAUCAGCUGUUUUGCUCAGACUACGUCAGCUGCUGGUGGACGAACGAUUUAAUCGCUGAGUCAUACUGACUCCUUUUUCAUCUGUUUUAUUUAUUUGCUGUAAUCGACAUUUUAAAAAGGCUGUUUACAUCUGUGCACGAGGGAUGUGACAUUAGAGGCUGAAUGUGAGCUGUUUGUAAUGUCCGCCUCUUUAAUGCACUCCUGUACAUUAAACUGACCGAUCACAUGAAUAUGCACCUGAAGCCUUAAAGCAAUACUCCAGAUGUUCACUGUCAGGACCAAAACCAAAGUGCAGUCACUGAGAGGAUUUUUAUAUUCAAUAAUUUCUGUAUUUUUUGUUUCAUCAUGAAGACUUCUGUUUCUUUGUACAAUUGAAGACAAAGCAAUAAACAGACUGUUUGAA